AUAAUUAAAAAUUAACAGGUAAGAAGAACCAUGAAUUUUGUAUUAUUUUAAGUUCCCUUCAAGAUUUGAAAUUUAACUCCUUCAUUACUACAAAUACAAAGUGCACACUGCACACUCAUCAUUUCCCAUUUCCCCCUAACUUUUUUUUUUCUUUUUUCAUUGUUCUUCUUCUUCCAUUUCUAAUACUUUGCUUUCUCCACACCCAUCUCAGAAUAAUUCUUGUUUUACUCCUUUAUCAAGUAAAGAACCCUCAAAGAACAAUGAUUCUAACCAACUUGUUAUGAUUAUCUCUCCUUCAUUCUUGCUUGCACCCCACAACAAUUCUUUUAAUUUUUCUUAUAAAGAUUGUAUUUUUAUCAAGAAAUUGACAAGAAUUCCAAGAUGUCUGAAACCCCAUCUCAGAAAGAGUAUGAAAAAGUUACUUUCUUGAUUGUUGUUAAGAAAAUAAAGAGAUUCAGGCUGUUUGAACCUUCUCUGAGUAUUCUUGGAUUCUUUUUAGUUAUCUGUCUUGUUUUGUGUUUUGCCUUGUUGGAUUACAGAAGUGUGGCUAAAGUGUUGAAAUUUUCUUCAGAGUCUCAGAAGAGGUUUUUAUGGUUGAGAUUUGAUAGGCCAAUUUCUGAGAGGAAAAAGAUUGAUUUUUUGAGUGAAAAUGGUUGUGGUUGUAAUGUUUUUGAUGGAGACUGGAUUUGGGAUGACAGUUAUCCUUUGUAUAAUUCUAGAGAUUGUAAAUUCUUGGAUGAAGGUUUCAGGUGUACUGAGAAUGGAAGGCCUGAUUUGUUUUACACUAAAUGGAGAUGGCAGCCUAAAGCUUGCAAUUUGCCCAGAUUUGAUCCCAGGACCAUGCUAGAGAAACUGCGGGAUAAACGUAUAGUGUUUGCCGGAGACUCAAUUGGGAGAAACCAGUGGGAGUCUUUGCUUUGCAUUCUUUCUUCAGCUAUAGCCAACAAGGACAACAUCUAUGAAGUUAAUGGCAGUCCUAUCACGAAACACAAAGGGUUCUUGGUCUUCAAGUUUGCUGAUUACAAUUGCACAGUGGAAUACUAUAGGGCUCCGUUUCUUGUGUUGCAGAGUCGACCUCCUGCUGGAGCCCCGGCCAAUAUAAGAACAACUCUAAAGUUAGAUAAAAUGGAUUGGAACUCUUUAAAAUGGAGGGAUGCAGAUGUCAUUGUUUUUAAUACUGGACACUGGUGGAACUAUGAGAAGACCAUAAGAGGGGGUUGUUACUUCCAAGAGGGGUCAGAAGUGAAGAUGGAUAUGAAAGUGGAUACUGCCUAUGAGAGGUCUUUGCAAACGGUGUUAGACUGGGUAAGUCGUGAAGUUAACUCCAACAAAACACAAGUCUUCUUCCGGACAUAUGCCCCGGUACAUUUCAGAGGUGGAGACUGGAGAACUGGCGGAGGCUGUCACCUGGAGGCACUUCCCGAUCGAGGUUCUUCAUUGGUGCCACCCCACACAUGGGCUCGAUACAGUAUAUUCCGUGAUAUAAUGUCAACUCACUUAAACACGACAAAUCAAGGAGCAUUACAUGUUCUAAAUGUAACACAUCUAACCUCCAGAAGAAAAGAUGGGCAUUCAUCUAUGUACUAUUUGGGUCCUAACGUAGGCCCUGCGCCAAUCAAUAGGCAAGAUUGCAGCCACUGGUGCCUUCCGGGAGUCCCAGAUGCAUGGAAUGAGCUACUGUAUGCCCUAUUUAUGAAGCGAGAAGCCACUCAAUCUUUGAACACAUCAACUAUCCAGGUACAAUGAUCCGAGGUUGCUUCUCCGAGGUGUGCUUUAGCUUAUACAUGCUCAACAGGACUAAGACGUGUUAAAUAUAAAGAUGCUUGUCCGAUAAAAUACAGAAUCGAGAAGAUACAACAAUUACCAGACACCAGAGGCGAGACAAGAACCUGCUGUGAAUAUCUCAUUGCUGUUUCAAGACUUGCUUCUGUGUAGAUUUGGUAUUUUAAACUGAAGAUAAGCCCAUUUUUAGGGGUAAGAUGUAAACAGGGUCAUUGAAUAAAAUAGAUAAGCUCAUAGAUAGGAGAUUAGGUGUAUGUUCAAAUGUAGUGAAAUUUUGGGUUACAACUUGUAGCUGAACAAAGAAAAGAAUGUUAAGUUGAAGUAGCUCUGUCAAUUAAGCUUAUUCUGUCUAAUAUU
Molecule: messenger RNA, 2139 nt
Organism: Solanum dulcamara
Lineage: Eukaryota; Viridiplantae; Streptophyta; Magnoliopsida; Solanales; Solanaceae
Product: protein trichome birefringence-like 11
Exons: 4
Coding region: 382-1746 (454 amino acids)
Cellular component (GO): Golgi apparatus
Molecular function (GO): O-acetyltransferase activity
Source: RefSeq, a predicted model, not a curated record